AUGUCGUUUUUCAACACCUUCAAAGGGUUUGGCAGAAGCAACAAGAAGAAUAAGAGCCAGAAUGGAGGCACAUCUGCCACACCUGUGAAUUCCGUUUACACCAACUCUCAUGGCAGCAAUUCAAAGCUUUCGUUGCGUCAGAUGCAAAUGCAGGCGUCGCCCGUCAGGCAAUCUGCGAGUUCCCAUAAUAGUGGGAACCUUCAAAAUCAAGGUUUUCAACCUAAUGGCACUACUACUUCACCGGCAGUACGCGAAAGUCCAAAGACUCAGCAAGCACUAUUUUUAAGUGAGCCCUUCGUCAGAACGGCUUUGGUCAAAGGUUCCUUCAAAACUAUAGUGCAACUUCCGAAAUACGUGGAUUUAGGCGAGUGGGUAGCUCUGAAUGUUUUUGAAUUUUUCACCAAUCUUAACCUCUUUUAUGGAAUUGUGGCCGAGUACGUUACGGCAGACGCUUAUCCAACCAUGAAUGCCGGCCCACAUACCGAUUAUAUGUGGCUUGACGCUAACAGCAGACAAGUUUCGCUGCCGGCGGGCCAAUACAUCGAUCUCGCCUUGACCUGGAUCAAUAAUAAAGUCUCAGAUCAAACACUCUUCCCCACACAGAACGGUUUCUCUUUCCCGCCUAAUUUUGUUCAAGAUAUCCAAAGGAUAAUGGUUCAAAUGUUCAGAAUCUUUGCACAUAUGUACCACCAUCACUUCGACAAAAUCAUACAUCUGUCGCUGGAGGCGCAUUGGAACUCAUUGUUCGCCCAUUUUGUGAGUUUUGCGAAGGAGUACAACCUGAUAGAUCGGAGAGACAUGAGCCCGCUGGAGCCAUUGAUAGAAAACCUUGAAAAACAGGGUAAGAUCAUCUGA
Messenger RNA from Lachancea lanzarotensis, 855 nucleotides. It is a transcript of the gene MOB2, whose product is annotated as LALA0S15e00870g1_1. The transcript is spliced from 2 exons. The record is from RefSeq and is a predicted model, not a curated record. Gene Ontology annotation, biological process: cell division; positive regulation of protein phosphorylation; signal transduction. Gene Ontology annotation, molecular function: protein kinase activator activity. Gene Ontology annotation, cellular component: cytoplasm; nucleus. Lineage: Eukaryota; Fungi; Ascomycota; Saccharomycetes; Saccharomycetales; Saccharomycetaceae. Bases 1 to 855 code for a protein of 284 amino acids.